Candidula unifasciata is the source of this 480-nucleotide messenger RNA. The record is from the annotation of a GenBank genome assembly. Lineage: Eukaryota; Metazoa; Mollusca; Gastropoda; Stylommatophora; Geomitridae.
AUGUCAGGGUUUCUGGACAAUUGUCGUUGGCCGAGGUGCGAGUGUGCAGACUUUGGAGAAAAACGCAACUUCAUUGUGUCUGUUAUUUCUGGUGUCAUGUUUUUCACCGGCUGGUGGUUUGUCAUUGACGCUGCAGCACUAUACCCAGACACUGAACGCUUCAACCACGCCUUCCAGACGCCGGGAGUUAUAUCUACUGUUGCAUUUUUUAUGAUAAACUCAGUGUCUAAUGGACAGAUCAGAGGAGAAGCCUACACUACUGGCUGUAUGGGACAGACUGGUGCUAGGAUCUGGCUAUUUCUGGGUUUCCUGUUGGCCUUUGGUGCCCUGAUUGCUGCCAGCUGGAUCCUUUUUGGUUUCUAUGUGGUUGGAAAUGUGGAUCCUGAUUGGCCUGGUAUUGCUGUUUUCUUGCAGAAUGCUCUCAUCUUCUUCAGUGCAUUUGUGUUCAAGUUUGGACGAACUGAGGACUUGUGGGGUUAA